AUGUCGUACAAUCGACAGUUCCUCUUUUUUCUUCUCAAUUUCUUCAUUACUUACCAAGGUACACGUAUGUGCUACGUUUUAGGUAAUUAUGCGCAAUCAAAGAGCGGCUCGCCGUUUAAAAAAUGCUGCGAUCUCGGAACUUCUUGGGCCAAAGAAGGCUUGAGGUGCGAGAAAUUUGCAGGGCCUGUUGCAGAUGUACCGAGAGCUCAGCAAGCACUUUGUCUUGAAGCUGUAGACAUCUGCUGCAACCGCGGUAACCAUGAAAUAAGUUGUGACAAGGGCAAAAAAAGUGCACGUGAAGGCAAGGCUUGCGUUGAUGGUAGUUCCGGUAAAUCAAGGGCUGCAAGAGCGCUGGGAGAUUAUCAGCGAGACUGUUGUGAAGGCUGUAAACUUGUAACUUCCAAACCAACUGAUGAUGAUAAUUCUACUGAUCCUACCAGCAAAACUAAAAGUACAGCAAUUAGCUCAUCAACAACUUCAAGUGAUACUACCAGUAAAACUAAAAGUACAGCAAUUAGUUCAUCAACAAGUUCAAGUUCAACCAUAGAUAUAGAUUUUGACGUUAUGUUUCCCGAUGAUAGCACUGACUUAACAGAUUCUUCUUCAUUGACCACGACUUCAGACGAUGGAAUACCUACACCUCCGCUUGAUGACAUCUGCCAGAUCCUGAAAAAUCUACUCUGCUCGCAUAUCUGUGUCCCUACCCCAGGGUCUUAUUAUUGUGAAUGUCCGAAAGGGUAUGUUCUUCUUGAAGAUCAGAAAACCUGCAGAACAGAUGGUCCAAUAAAUCGAUGUGAAUCAGACAAUCCAUGUGAGCAUCAAUGCACUGAUACAGGAACAGCAGUGAAAUGUGAAUGUGAUCCAGGGUUUGAAUUAGCAAAAGAUGGUCAUUCAUGUCAGUUAAAGCCUACGGAGGUGAUUACAUCCACUCCAAAAUCUCGAGAUAAGCCCAAGGAUAAAAAGAAACCACGCUGUCCGCCUGGUUAUCGAUUUAAUGCCAGCGCUCGUGUUUGCGAUGACGUCGAUGAAUGUCUGGAAAACCCUUGCCGCGCGAGAGAAAAAUGCGAGAAUGUCGUCGGGUCCUAUAUCUGUAUAUCGAAGAAGCGAAGAUUUAAAUCAAAGUUCAAGGGUCAAGAGGCUCAAUUGGACUUUAAAGAAUCGUGCCCUCCAGGUUACGUGUGGGAUAAACAAUUUCAAGUUUGCUCUGACAUCGAUGAAUGUGCAGAUCAAGUAAACGUACUGCCAUGCCCAAUUGACACUCAUUUUUGCGUUAACACAGAAGGAAGUUACGCUUGUCAUGAACUAACAGAAUCAAAGGGUUGCCCAGCUGGAUUUAAACUCAACAUCACUAGAAAAACAUGCCAAGACGUUGAUGAGUGCUUGGAAAGUCUUCACGGUUGUCUUCCUGAAGUCGAAGAAUGCAGAAACACCGAGGGUGCUUACGAAUGUGACAUACUAUGUCGCAAAGGCUAUACAUUCAGCCGCGGCUUAGGCAUUUGCGUCGAUAUAAAUGAGUGCGAAGAAUUAAAUCCUUGUCCAAGAGAAAAAUCUAUUUGCAUAAAUCUCCCGGGGACUUAUCAGUGUGGAGGUCGUUUUGCCGAAGAAUUUGAAGAAGAAAAAAAUUUAGAAGAUAAUGAAGUUGCAGAUGAUCAGUAUGAGACUGAUACAAUAGACGAAAGUUAUCUAAUAAAUGAUAAAAAUAAAUCAUCGAAUAUUUCAGUAUCGUCAGCUUUAAUCGCAUGUGAACCAGGCUACCAAUGGAUUGAUAAUAAUUGUUACGACGUCAAUGAAUGUACCGACGGCCCGGGAUGUCAAGAACACGAGCGUUGUGUAAAUCGUCUUGGUGGUUACGAUUGCUUGCCUCUUUGCAACACUGGCUGGUACUUUGACCGUACUAGUAAGCAGUGCCGUGACGUUGAUGAAUGUCUUCUAGGUAGACACAAUUGCUCCCAGGAUAGUCAAGUUUGUCGCAAUACUAAUGGCUCUUAUGUUUGCGAUGAAAUUCCUCCAUGCGAUUCAGGAUUCCGUCGAGCCUUUAAUGGAACUUGUGUUGAUAUUGACGAGUGUAUUGAUAAACUACACAAUUGUCCGCUGCAUUUACAUCAGUACUGUGUCAAUCGUGUAGGUACUUUUGAGUGCGUUACUCGUCUUCCCGACUGCACCGAUGGAUAUAGGUUUUCUAUGACUAGCAAAAGAUGUGAAGAUAUUGAUGAAUGCAGUACCAAGUCACCGUGCGAUGCCAAACAAGAAAGAUGUGUCAAUUUACCCGGAUCAUAUCGUUGCGACAGACCUAAUUUACCCAUUCCAAAAAGACGGCCAGCCUGUCCUGCGGGGUUUAGAUAUGACUCUAAAUCACGUCAAUGUGAAGCAUUAAAUGCUUUAUGUCUAGCUUCUUUGAAUCACAUUGACGAAUGUGCGGGUCAAGUAAAUUUGUGCGGAUCAGAAGUAUGCUAUAAUCAACCGGGAGGUUACACAUGUGUGCGAGCUCCUAUUCCUAUAACGGAGCCAACAACCCAAGACGAUAGUGAAAUUCAAUCAACCGUAAAACCAGAUGAUACUAAAACCUGUUCAGAAGGUUUUAAAAACGUAAGAAAUCGUGGUUGUCUGGAUGUAAAUGAAUGCGAUGAAGUUGAAGAGGCUUGUAGCAGCAAUGAAGAGUGUGUUAAUACCAUUGGAAGUUACACAUGCAACUGUCGGAUAGGUUUUCGACGAGAUAAUUUAACUCAGGCAUGUGUAGAUAUUAAUGAAUGUCAGCUGCUGGAAAAUGAUUGCCUGCCAACUCAGCGAUGCGAUAAUACACUUGGUAGUUACAACUGCGUAAGAUUUUUACCAUGCGGAACUGGUUAUACCUUGAACGCCGCUACGGAAAUAUGCGAAGACGACGAUGAAUGUCUUCUCGGAACUCACGAUUGUGGAUCAAGUGGCCAGUGUAUUGAUAUUGACGAAUGUUACGGACCAUCGAACCCAUGCGCCCGUUCACCUCUUCAGCGAUGUAUCAACACCGUAGGCUCUUACCGGUGCGUCUCUCGAGUAAUUUGUGGAGCUGGAUGGACCUUGGAUCCUGUUACCUCAAGAUGUGUAGAUCUAGAUGAGUGUGCUACGGGUACACAUGAAUGCGGACCUGAUCAAACAUGCGAGAACCGACAAGGUGGAUAUUUGUGCUCCUGCCCGGCUGGACACGCUCUCGGGCCUAAUCGAGAGUGCAUUGACAUUGAUGAAUGCAGUAUGCUUAGCGGCAAUGUCUGCGGGAGCGGUGGACGUUGCGAAAAUACCGUUGGCUCGUAUCGGUGUGUCUGUGAUGCGGGUUACGAGAAAUCUUCCAAGGGCACUGCCUGUCAAGACACAAAUGAAUGCGAAAAAUCUCCGGGAAUAUGCCAACAAAAUUGUGUUAAUACUUGGGGCAGCUAUCGGUGCAGUUGUAAGCCAGGGUACCGGCUUCAUUCUGACAAUAGGUCUUGUACUGACGUCGAUGAAUGUACUGAGUUUAAAGAAAAUAAUCUUUGUGUUGGGAUUUGCGAUAAUACACCUGGCAUCGAUGCGUACGUUCGUUGCGCUAUUGCCCAAGCGGAGAUCUUGCUUGUUUCCGAUCACCCGCUCAUUAUUCUUUUAACUUUAUCACCUUCGUUAGCAUGUUUCCGCUACCACCAACUGGUCAGCUAGAAUUAUUUACAAUGCGUGGUACCCACUUACCCGGAUCAGUUGUCAGAUUCAGCAUGGCAUUCAAUGAAGCCCGAGCACCACCAGGAGUUAUGCGUGCUACUGAAUCUUGCUUUGCUCUACGUAGACCCACUCCUUCUCAAGCAGUUCUGGUGCUUACACGCAUUCUGCCUGGACCGCAAGAGAUCGAGCUGGACCUCAGCAUGGAAAUUUAUCACAAUAAUGCUUUUGCUGGUAGCGCAGUUGCGAAACUCUUUAUUUUUGUAACAGAGUAUGAAUUCUAA
Messenger RNA from Cotesia congregata, 3941 nucleotides. The record is from the annotation of a GenBank genome assembly. Lineage: Eukaryota; Metazoa; Arthropoda; Insecta; Hymenoptera; Braconidae.